CGGCGCAUCAAGUGGCACGUGAUAGCUUGCGAGGGAAAUACCGUGCACCAAGAUUACUACAUUGUUUAGUUCGAUUUCGAAAAUUUUUUGCGAUUACCACUGACAAUCAUGAGUGAAUUAACCGAAAAUGUCUUAAAGGAUGAUCGACUACUGGAUCCCAUUAGGCCUUCUGAUGGUGCUGGCAUGAGGAAUGAAAUGUCAUAUCUCUAUGGACGAGAUCCCAGCAUUCUAGCAUAUAGUCAACGUCCUGGACCAUCAGCACAGUGCAAGAAGAAUCUUUCCUCUGAUUAUGAGACUGAAGAGUCGAUCUACUCUGAUGGCACCUCCCUGGGGCCUGAUGUUUUGUCCAGACAGACAGUCAAGGUAUUUUUACGCCUCAAACCUUUUCCCAGAAAAAUGAAACUGCCAGACGAGCAGAAAGAGGCCUAUGAGAUCAUCAACACUACAACUCUUCUCACACGAAUCCCAUGCCUUGACACAACAACCGUUUCUAUGAAGAAAAAUAGUCAGAUAGAUACUGUGUGCCGGAAAUUUACAUUCACCGAAACUUUUGGACCUGAUACUACACAAUUAUCUUUGUUUGAGAGGGUAAUUCAGCCACAGAUGGUGGAAUUUUUUGAUGGGCGAAACUGCAUCGCCAUGACAUAUGGCACAACGAAUUCAGGAAAAUCCCACACCCUCCAGGGUUCGACUUCGUGUCCAGGAAUAAUACCUAGGAGUUUGGAAUACGUUUUUUCCAAGAUAAAUCCAAAGACCUCUCCUUGUUACAAGCCAGUUGAUAAUAAUGCGGUAAUAAGUCUCACAGCAUCCGAGCGUUUAACCGAGAUAGAAACGACAACAAAAAUCCUUUCAUCCCAAUACAUAAGUGCAUACAGGCAAAUGCAGAAGCUUCUACAGGAAGAAUCCCCUCAGCGUCCAAGUCAGGCAACAGAUGCCCAGUACCUAGUGUGGGUGUCCUUCGCAGAGAUCUAUAAUGAAGUGAUCUACGACCUGUUAUCCAGCGAAACCCAAAAGCGUCGAAUACCCUUGAAACUGGCUGCAGACAGCCAAGGAAGGGCUUUUAUAAAAAAUCUGAAAACCGUGUGCGUCCAUUCAGGCUCUGAAGCAUAUCAAGUGCUAAUGGCUGGCCAGUGUAAUUUAAAAGUCGCUGCAACAGUCCUCAACGCUAGGAGUUCCAGAUCGCACUGUAUCUUCACCAUUACAUUACUCAAAUUUUACAACGAAAAUCGUCCAGACUCUGUCGAACUCAGCAGAUUUUCCUUCUGCGAUUUAGCGGGUUCAGAGCGCCUGAAGAAGACGUUAAAUGUUGGAGAUCGUCUCAAGGAGGCUCAGAACAUCAACACGAGUCUUUUGGUUCUGGGUCGCUGCCUAAAGUCCAUCUACGAGGGGCAACUGAUGAAACAGCGCCAAGAACACCUCGGGCCUUUUCGCGAGUCCAAACUAACGCGCCUCUUCCAGCAGGCUCUCUCUGGAAAGGAGCCCAUGGCUCUCAUUGUCAACGUCAAUCCACUUCCAAAUCUUUACGAGGAGACCCAGCAUGUCCUGAACCUUGCAGCAAUCGCAAAGAACAUAGUAAUCCAACCGAAGAAGCCAAAACGAAGAUCACUGACGAGGUUCUCACUGGUUGUCGCCCAGAGUACGAAGACAGUGACAGAUUGGGAUGACACAGACCUGGAAAUAAUCGCUGAGCAGUCUUCUACUGAGGCAGAUGAGACUCAGAGUAAUGCUUCCGUUUCCCAGGCAGACUACGAUGAAUUAAUCGUUGAAAAUGAGCGCCUGAAACAUGAAUAUGCAGCCCUCAAAACAUCACACUUCAAGAGGGAUCUGCAAAUACGUGAGGAACUCGCAAAUUCCUAUGCUGAGAUGUUGGAGAAAAUCCAGAAGGAUUAUAAAGCGAAAAUGGAGGUCUAUGAGAACCAGCAGGAAGACCUUCUAGAGUGUCAGCUGUCGAUGCUGAAGGAUUAUUAUGAGAAGAAAUUGGCUUGUAAAGAGAGUACACGAUCAGAUGCUGAUGAUGACGAUGAAGAGGCAGACAAUGGGAGGAUUGUUGAGCUCCAAAGACAGGUUUCGAUGCUUUCUGGUAAGGUCAUCUCGCUCAAGAUGACGAUAAAGGAUCUGCGUACGGAGAAGAUGGAGGUCGAGCAGGAGAAGAACAAUUUAAAGCAUGAAACCACUAUUCUAAAAGACGAACUAACGAGUGUGAAGGCACGGCUGACGUCGCUGGAGGAGGACUUCUCGGCGAAAGGCGAUGGUAGUAUUUACAUUCUUGAGCUGAAGGAGCAGCUCACGGCUCUCUGGCAGAAAAACAAGAAUCUCAAAGACAUGCUCAAUGAAGCUAAACUCGAUUACAUUGAGAUCACUAAUGAUUGUCGUGAGAAGGAGGAGAACAUUGCCAGGUUGGAGGCGAAAUAUAUAAAUGAGAGUGAUAAGUGUCGAAACCUCGAGUCUGCGUACGAGGAUGUCAAUGCUCUCUACAGGGAUGAGACGCAGCUCAAGGAGGAAAUAGAAAAUCAUCUUGAAAGAGAGAUUAACUUGAGGAAGAAACUUGAGAAGCAGUUGGAGAUGUUGAAGGGGAAUAUUGCUGUCGAGCUAGAUUCUACGAAGUCUUUUAUCAAGAAGGAGAUGCUCUCCCCAACGAUGGAGGAUUCUACUGGAGAUUCUGAGGGUCAAGAGGUCUUUUUGGAAUUCAGGGACAUUCCAAUGGGGGAUAAUCAGAUGAUUGAGAGUUUGAAGGAGCAGAUACAACUCCUGGAGGAGGAAAAAAAAAUAUUGAGUGAGAAAUUGUCUUAUAGUGUGGAGGAAAUUAAUUCUUUGAAGGAAGAUCUGAGGUCUGCCAAGGGGAGGAUAGAUGAAAUUGGUGAGCAGUUGUCCCAGAGGGAGCUCAAUGAUAUGAGGGAUCAGUACGAAGCGGUAAAAGCUAAUUGUGAGGAACAAGUUGCGAGGAUUAAGGAGUUGAGUGAUGAAUUAACGACGGCAAAAGGCAUGUUGGAAAAUUACAACAGCUAUGGGAAUGACCAGAAGAGACUCACCGAGGAGAACCAGCAGCUGCUACUGCAACUCAAGGAGACGUCGAGUGAGAAGGAGAAUCUCUCGAAGCAGGUGGAGAACCUCCAGACGGCUCGUGAGGAUUUAGAGUCUCAGAUCAGGGAGUGGGAAAAAAAGCUGGGCCUGAUGGAGCUUGAGAUCGACAAUCUCCACAUGUCUGAUAAAUUGAGAGCAGGGGAGAAUAAUAAAUUGACAGAGGAGUUGGCUGCAUGUAGAUUACAGCAUGCCUCUCAGGUUUCUGAUCUCAAGGACAAGUUGAAGCUCCUCGAAGAGGGUAAUCAGGGAAAUUCUCAAGCCAUGAAAGAAAGUCUCCAGAAGGUCCAACAGCUGGAGUUAAAGUUGGAAGACAUGAAGAACCGGGAGACGAAAAUUACAGAAGCUGAUGCUCUGUUGUCUAAAUGCCAAACUGAAAAGAGCGAGUUGGAAAUGGAGUUAAAGAACAAUGAGGACCGAAUUUCCCACAUGAAGUCUCACCUGGAGCAGUUAGAGAUGGCCGGCAAUGACAAAGAUAAUGAGAUUGUCAGGCUUCAGAAGGAGUUGAAGACUCAUAUCAAGGCCUCUCAUGAUCCCAGUACUCUGGAGACUGAAAAGGCUCACAAGGAGAUCAUUCAGGAGUUGAGUGAAGCACGGGAAGCCCUCCGAGAUGCCACAAAGACUAACGAAGCCCUGGAAACCAAGAUAAGAACUUUGAUGGAGACUCGAAGUGAAAACUACGAGCAAACGCAGAAAUUAAUUACAACGCUCCAGCGGAAUAUUGCCGAGCAGACAGCAGAGAUAAAAGACUUGAAAACAAUAAAUGUCAGUAUUAUCGGUAGUUUAGAUGAGAAAGAGGCAGAGAUGGAACAUUUUAAGAAAAACCGAGACGAGACAAUUGCCAGGUAUGAGGGUCUGGUACGAAGUCUUCAAGAUAAUCUCGACAGGGAGAAGAGGGAAGUGAUGAGAUAUCAGGAGGUCUUCACCAGGCAGGGCCAGACACCUCGAGAGAAGGAGAACGAUACCACAAAGUUCAGAGCCCCCUCGGAUGAUCAAGCUACCUUGAAUGAUACCUCACCCAAAUCUACCAGCAGCAGGCGUGCAAGGAGGGGGAAAAAAGCGCCUGCCGAGACUCCCAACAAUGAUGAAAUUGAUAUUCCUGUUUAUGAGCUGUCUGGAUCUGAGUCGAAGAGAACUACAAGGAGAACUGCUGCUGCGGCUGCUGCUGCACCUCCCAGUGAAAAAAGGGCCGGGAAGAGGAAAAAACUUUUCAAUGCGGAAACUAGUCUUGUUGAUUUAGCACCUGAGGUGGUACCACCAUCUCCGUCACCGUCCUCCACUCGUUCUCUGCGAACUCGAAGGAAGUAACUUCACAUUCAAAUUUCCGUUAUCAAAUCUACUUAAUUUUAUUAUACACUCGAUUUAAUCGAGGGAUGUAUGCAUCAUCAUUGUAAAAAUAUGUUGUAAAAAGUAUUUUUCAUUUUUAUAUUUUUUUA
Messenger RNA from Fopius arisanus, 4514 nucleotides. RefSeq names its product kinesin-like protein KIF20B. Gene Ontology annotation, biological process: microtubule-based movement. The transcript is spliced from 2 exons. Gene Ontology annotation, molecular function: microtubule motor activity; microtubule binding; ATP binding. Gene Ontology annotation, cellular component: nucleus; kinesin complex; microtubule. The coding region runs from base 109 to 4386 and encodes 1425 amino acids. NCBI's taxonomy places the organism in Eukaryota, Metazoa, Arthropoda, Insecta, Hymenoptera, Braconidae. The record is from RefSeq and is a predicted model, not a curated record.